AUGGAAACAUGGAGCAUGGUUGCCCCGAGCCUGGUGAUUCGACAGGCCUUGCCAUGGCGGCUAUGGGGUGACAUCUCCAAUCUCCAAAUCUGGGCAAAGAUAGGCAGAGAUAACGGGGCCUCUUCCUGGGGUGGUGUCGCCCCAGGAGCCUUGCAAUUGGGCAAGGUCAUUUUUGAGAGGAGCGCACAGCAGCAGACGAUGAUUUCUUCCCAAAACCAGGACUUGUCUGGUACCUGCCCAGCAGUCGAGUCCUAUUUGCCUUUGAGCAUCUGUGGAUGGCAAAUUGCGUACACACACCGGCGCAGCCUGGGCAGCAUGCGGUGA
Molecule: messenger RNA, 324 nt
Organism: Podospora pseudocomata
Lineage: Eukaryota; Fungi; Ascomycota; Sordariomycetes; Sordariales; Podosporaceae
Exons: 1
Coding region: 1-324 (107 amino acids)
Source: RefSeq, a predicted model, not a curated record